Messenger RNA from Lachancea thermotolerans CBS 6340, 1074 nucleotides. It is a transcript of the gene ERG3, whose product is annotated as C-5 sterol desaturase. The record is from RefSeq and is a predicted model, not a curated record. Gene Ontology annotation, molecular function: oxidoreductase activity; iron ion binding. The transcript has a single exon. The coding region runs from base 1 to 1074 and encodes 357 amino acids. Gene Ontology annotation, biological process: lipid biosynthetic process. NCBI's taxonomy places the organism in Eukaryota, Fungi, Ascomycota, Saccharomycetes, Saccharomycetales, Saccharomycetaceae.
AUGGAUUUAGUGCUUGAGUUUUUCGACUCCUAUGGACUGGACUACGUGUAUUCGCGUACUUUGCCUGCGCAGCUGGCGUCCAAGUUCCCCGCGCAGUGGCAGUCUGCCCUGUCGCUAAACCAAGGCCUUGGCAACCUCACCACCGUGGGGACCUCAAACGGCGAUGUGUACGGUUACGCGCCAUAUUUGUUCAAAAUGAGCGACUACACCUUUCAGUCGCUGCUGCCUAGAUACAACGUCCUGAGACAGUUUCUGUCUCUGACAGUGAUUACCACUAUUUUCGGGUGGCUGUUGUACUUUUCCGUCGCCACCUUCUCUUACGUAUUCAUCUUUGACAAGGCUGUGUUCAACCACCCCAGAUAUCUAAAGAACCAGAUGUCGUUGGAAAUCAAGCAAGCUAUGUCCGCCAUCCCUUUCAUGGUGCUGCUAACUGUGCCAUGGUUUUUGUUGGAACUGCACGGCCACUCCAAGCUCUACAUGACAGUCGACACCCAGAACCACGGCAUCCGUCAGUUGUUGCUGGAGUACGUGUACUUCCUGAUGUUCACUGACUGCGGUAUUUACUUGCUGCACAGAUGGCUGCACUGGCCUCGUGUCUACAAGGCGCUUCACAAGCCUCACCACAAGUGGCUCGUUACCACACCUUACGCUUCCCACGCUUUCCACCCUGUCGACGGCUACUUCCAGUCCUUGCCAUACCACGUUUACCCAAUGUUGUUCCCUCUCAACAAGGUUUCAUACCUGAUCCUUUUCACUUUUGUGAACUUCUGGACUGUAAUGAUUCACGACGGUGAGUACCUCGCUAACGACCCAGUGGUCAAUGGUGCCGCUUGCCACACCGUUCACCAUCUCUACUUCAACUACAACUACGGCCAGUUCACCACUCUGUGGGACAGACUAGGUGGUUCUUACAGAGAGCCUGACAGAGAGUUGUUCAACAAAUCUCUAAAGAAGAGUACCAAGACUUGGGAGGAACAGAUCAAGAAGAUGGAAGUCAUCAAGAAGCAGGUUGAGGGUGAGGAUGAUGGCUACAGAGUAUACGGUACGGAGGAAAAGUUCAAGAAGAUGAACUGA